Messenger RNA from Lactuca saligna, 1739 nucleotides. The record is from the annotation of a GenBank genome assembly. NCBI's taxonomy places the organism in Eukaryota, Viridiplantae, Streptophyta, Magnoliopsida, Asterales, Asteraceae.
UAUGAGAUGCCACAUCAGCAAAAACACAACUUCUCGUUGUCCAUGCCAUAUACUCUUAAAAAACAUAAAAUAUGACGCAAUUUUGUAAGAAGACUAAACACCCUCUUAACAGUCAUCUUUUAGACACUGAAUAACAAACAACCAACGUAUAAAGUGGAAAAGACUCCACCUACGUUGAUAUGGAUGACAACGGCACCGACACCCACUCCACCGGAAUCGAAUCUCCGCUACUCAUCAACUUCGUUGACGGCGUUGUCGACUAUAGAGGACGUCCAGUUCUCAGAUCAAAAUCCGGUUGCUGGCGAUCGGCAUAUUUUAUCAUUGCCGUUGAAGUGGCAGAGAGAUUUGCGUACUAUGGCGUCAGUUCAAAUUUAAUCACAUACUUGACCGGUCCCUUGGGGCAAUCGACGGCCACCGCAGCCGAGAAUGUCAACACGUGGGCUGGAACGGCGAGGCUUCUUCCUCUUCUUGCCGCUUUCAUUGCUGAUGCUUUUCUGGGUCGAUACCUAAUGAUUAUAAUUGCUUCUCUGCUUUAUGUCCUGGCGCUUGGGUUUCUGGCUCUUUCCACUUUUAUUCCUUCAAACUGUGAAACCGCCAAUGGCGGAUCAUCAUGUUCUUCUCAACUCCAAGUCGUCAUGUUCUUCAUUUCACUGUAUCUUGUCGCAAUUGCCCAAGGUGGACACAAGCCCUGUGUUCAAGCUUUCGGGGCAGACCAGUUUGAUGCAGAUGAUCCAGUAGAACGUAAAGCCAAGAGCUCAUUCUUCAACUGGUGGUAUUUUGGAAUGUGUGCUGGCCCUACAGUCGGAAUCUUUGUUCUUAGCUACAUUCAAGAUAACCUUAGUUGGGUUCUCGGAUUUGGGAUUCCUUGCAUAAUCAUGGCUUUUGCCCUCAUCGUAUUCUUGAUUGGAACCAUAAAUUACCGAUUUGCAGCAAGAAUCGAGGAGAAAAGUGCUUUUCUCAGAAUUGGCCACGUGUUUGUUAAAGCAGCUAGGAAUUGGAAAACUGCACCUUCAGUAAUGUCUUCAGAUGAGGAAGCUUUUGGAAUCUUUGAUCAUCAACGUUCUAAACAAUUCAGAUUUCUCGACAGAGCUUUGUUUAAGGGAUCGAAUGAAGAUGGAACUGUUUGUAAUAUUGACGAAGUGGAAGAAGCAAAGGCAAUUCUUAGACUAGUUCCAAUAUGGGUCAAUCGGGUCAAAUUUCAAGAUUCCAGCCGCCACACUACAAUCUUUCAUCGGAAACCAUCAGGUAUAACCAUGCUUCAGAGAAUCGGAAUUGGAAUCCUCAUUUCCAUUGUUUCGAUGGUGGUUGCAGCCGUUGUUGAGACAAAAAGACUCGAAACUGCUCGUGAGUAUGGAUUAAUAGAUGAUCCAAAUGCAACGAUUCCAAUGAAGAUAUGGUGGUUAUUACCUCAAUAUCUAUUGGCUGGAGCUGGUGAUGUUUUUACGAUGGUGGGUAUACAGGAAUUCUUCUAUGACCAAGUGCCAAGUGAUCUUAAGAGCAUGGGCCUCGCACUUUACCUGAGUAUCAUAGGGAUUGGUAGCUUCUUAAGCAGCUUUCUGAUCUCGAUUGUUGGGAAAAUGACAGGUGGAAAUGGUGAAGAUGGUUGGAUAUCUGAUAAUGUGAAUCGAGGGCAUAUUGAUUACUUUUACUAUCUUCUUGCGGGAAUUAGUGUGGUGGCGUUUAUGAUGUACAUUUAUGUCGCAAGAUCUUAUGUUUAUUAUCGAGAAAGAGGCUUGUGA